GUGGCUGUGGGCGGUGCUUGUGACGCCGGUGUCGGUGAGGUGUACAUGACGCCAUUUUGACGUGACAGUGGUGCCACUAGCGGUGACAGAGAACCUCUCCAGAAGCUUCGUAACGAGUUCAGUUCACUCGAUAAGAGUAAAAAAACCGAGAGAAUGGGGAAUAUGUUUGCAAAUCUUUUUAAAGGCCUUUUUGGGAAGAAGGAGAUGAGGAUCCUGAUGGUGGGCCUGGACGCGGCCGGCAAAACCACUAUUCUGUACAAACUCAAACUGGGCGAGAUUGUCACCACCAUCCCCACGAUCGGCUUUAAUGUUGAAACAGUGGAGUAUAAGAACAUCAGUUUCACAGUGUGGGAUGUAGGUGGUCAAGACAAAAUCAGACCCCUUUGGAGACACUACUUUCAGAACACGCAAGGACUGAUCUUUGUGGUGGACAGCAACGACAGAGAGCGAGUAAAUGAAGCGAGGGAGGAACUGACCCGAAUGUUGGCAGAAGACGAGCUCCGUGAUGCUGUCCUCCUGGUUUUUGCAAACAAGCAGGACCUGCCCAAUGCAAUGAACGCAGCUGAGAUCACAGACAAGCUUGGGCUCCAUGCACUGCGCCAUCGCAACUGGUACAUCCAGGCCACGUGUGCGACGAGCGGCGACGGCCUGUAUGAGGGCCUCGACUGGCUAUCCAACCAGCUUAAGAACCAGAAAUGAACCAUUCCUGAAUCAUACCUGAAGAUCUGUGUGUGUCUCUGUGUGUGUGUUGGUGUGUGUAAGCGCGCAAGAUGUUGGCCUUGCCUAAACCUUGAUUGGUCUCGGUAUAUUUUUAUCCACAGAAAGAGAUUGUGUGUGUGUGUGUGUGUGUGCCUGUGUGUGUGUGUGUGUGCCUGUGUGUGUGUGUGUGUGUGUGUGCCUGUGUGUGUGUGUGCCUGUGUGUGUGCCUGUGUGUGUGUGUGCGUGUGCGUGUGCGUGCGUGCGGCGUGUGUGUGUGUGUACGUGCCAUUUUACCAACUCAAGUGUGUGUUGAACACCAGUGCAUCAUUUAGCACAAACCUCAAUGGUUCUCAAUAUCCUUUAGUCUUGCAUAAGGGUUUAGGAUUUGUUGUCUGGCGUUUGCAAAUGUUUGACUAAGCGUUUACUUAAAGUGUGUAUGAGGGAAAGAAUGCAUGUCUGCUUGGACCAUAGAUAUACAUAUUAUAACCCUACGUUUUACUUUAACAAGCAUCAGGCCACCAUUUAUUACACAUGUGCAUAUGAAAUUCUUCACAACAAUCCUUUUCAGUUUCAGUCAAAUUGCCACUCGUGAUUUUAGUUCCCAUUUAUUAGUUUGUCUUGGUGCUUGAAGCUCUGUCUAGCUGAUAGUGGUUCUUUUUGUAACAAAAAAAAAGAACAAUACAUGCUGGUCAGGCCACACCCACAAGUAUCAUCAGUCGCAGUUGUUAUACCCUCAUACCUUUUUUUUGUUACUUGCUAGUGUGAACGUAAGGUAAGAGGCAGAGAUAGAUGAUGAUGCCAUUCUGUGCCCCCUGUAAAAUGAACAGUUGUCUUUGGACAUGUAACUUAUUCCUAAAAGAACAUAAAUGCUUUGUUGCCUUUUUUUUUCCUGCAGCAGAAUGUUAUUUACUUGUUACAAGACAUUUUGCGUGCAGACUUUCUUAAAUUGCUGCAACCACUAAAAUGCUAGACAGAAUAUUAGCUUUUGCAUGUGUUGUCUCAGUCACUUUUUUUCUGUUUGCUACAUCAGCUUGAUGGAUUUAAUUAUUUAUUUGAUGAAGGUCAGUUAAGCACGUUAAGGAUCAGGAAAUAAUGGUCACGCACCAGACAUUGCUUUCUGAAGUAAAAUAAAGAAAUGUUGAAACGAUCGGCAUAUUCAGGGUGUCGGCGUUAGUAGUGUCAGCUGUCGAUGUUUUUAAUAUGUAUAUCUAUGGCUCAGAAAGAGGAUGGACCCCGGUGUGCCUUUCACACACCUCUGCACCAAAACAAUACGUUCAUGCACACACACACACACACACACUCCUUUUCUCUUUUUCCCCCCCAUUUUCAUAUGUGGAUUUCAGACAACAGAGAGGGCGACCUGCAUGGUGAUACUGCUCUUAACAUUGCCUCACUGAACAGUUCAAACGUUUCAAAAUGGUAGAUGUGUAUAAAGAAAAGCAGUUUGAUAUUUAUAAAUCUUUUUACUUUGUUACAUUCAUGUUCGGUGUGUUAUGUGGCUAAGUAUUUCAUCUGUACUUGAUUGCUGAUUGCCAAGCCUGUUAGCCUCGCUUAGCAUGCUAGAUAGCCAGUAAGUUGUUUUGAAGACUAUAUAGACUAAUGAAUGGACAUAAUAAUGUUUUUUGAAACUGUAUAAUCAAAACUUUAUUUUUAAGCAAACCUGGCUCAGCAUGCGACAGUCGUGUGUCAUAAAAGGGCGUGCUAAAAGCAGUAUUGAUGAGCAGGAUUGUUGUUUGGUUCUCUGCAAUAACUCAUACAAAUUUGCCAACAGUGUUGGAGGCAUGUUAAUUAUGGGCCAGAUGUUCUUUUCUAUGGGUGCACUUUUAUUCUAUUUAAAUAAUGAAGAAAAAUCAGCCCUGGUGUGUGUUGCAGAGCAGAAAUGGCAUUGUAACCUGUAUCAGGUUGGGAAGAUCCUUUUCCAUCCUUGAUUUGUCCUUUACAUCAUUUGAAAGUUUUUUUUUUUUUUUUUUUGUAUUUAGUUUUUUGUUUGUUUUUUUUUUUUUUUUUUCUCCCCUCUCCUCUCAUUUUCCAGUUUGGUUUUCAGUCCUGAACAGGUGUAGGAUAGAGACGAGACGGAAGAGUGUGUCUGGGUUCUUGACUGUACACUACCUUUCAACCAAGCACAAUCACAGUACAUUCCCGCCACUUGCUUGUACUUUUGGAGUUGAUUUAAAUUAAAAACCCUUCAAUCGUC
Messenger RNA from Silurus meridionalis, 2893 nucleotides. RefSeq names its product ADP-ribosylation factor 2b (gene arf2b). Gene Ontology annotation, biological process: vesicle-mediated transport; intracellular protein transport. Lineage: Eukaryota; Metazoa; Chordata; Actinopteri; Siluriformes; Siluridae. The record is from RefSeq and is a predicted model, not a curated record. Gene Ontology annotation, cellular component: plasma membrane; cytoplasm. The transcript has 5 exons. The coding region runs from base 154 to 699 and encodes 181 amino acids. Gene Ontology annotation, molecular function: GTP binding; GTPase activity.